This is a messenger RNA of Erinaceus europaeus (western European hedgehog), 4023 nucleotides long. RefSeq names its product ceramide kinase (gene CERK). Lineage: Eukaryota; Metazoa; Chordata; Mammalia; Eulipotyphla; Erinaceidae. Gene Ontology annotation, molecular function: kinase activity. Bases 117 to 1709 code for a protein of 530 amino acids. The transcript has 13 exons. The record is from RefSeq and is a predicted model, not a curated record.
CGCCCCGCCGCCGCGCCGCGCCGCGCAGCGCCGCGCAGCGACCCUCCGGGCUCCGGGGGCCUCUAACGGUCCCGCGCCCCUGCGCCCGCGCCCCCAGCGAGGCCGAGCCUGCGGCCAUGGGCGCGACCCGGGCGGCGGAGCUGCUGCGCUCCGAGCUGUGGGUGAAGCGGCAGCGCUGCGCCGUCAGCCUGGACCCCGCGCGGGCGCUGCUGAGCUGGCGGCGGAGCCCGGGGCCCGCAGCCCGAGCCGCCGCGGAUGCCUGGUCUGUGCCUGUGUCUGAGAUCAUCUCUGUGGAGGAGACAGAUGUGCCAGGGAAACAUGCCUCCAGCGGGAAGUGGCAGAAAAUGGAGGCACCCUACGCCUUCACAGUGCACUGUGUGAAGAGAGCCCGGCGGCACCGCUGGAAGUGGGCGCAGGUGACCUUCUGCAGUGCCGAGGAGCAGCUGUGUCACCUCUGGCUGCAAACACUCCGGGAUCUGCUGGAGAAGCUGACAUGCAGACCAAAGCAUUUGCUUGUGUUCAUCAACCCAUUUGGAGGCAAAGGAAAAGGCAAGCACAUCUACGAGAGGAAAGUCGCCCCACUCUUCACGUUGGCUUCCAUCACCACGGAAGUCAUUGUUACUGAAUGUGCUAAUCAUGCCAAGGAGAGUUUAUAUGAGAUCAAUCUAGAUAAGUAUGACGGGAUCAUCUGUGUCGGCGGGGACGGCAUGUUCAGUGAGAUCCUGCAAGGUCUCAUUGGCAGAACCCAGAGGGACUCGGGUGUGGACCAGAACCACCCCCGGGCUGCCCUGGUGCCCAGCCCGCUGCGCAUUGGCAUCAUCCCCGCAGGGUCAACAGAUUGUGUGUGUUACUCGACUAUUGGCAUAAACGAUGCGCAAACGUCGGCUCUACACAUCAUCGUGGGCGACUCGCUGGCCAUGGACGUGUCUGCUGUGCAUCGUAACAACACGCUGCUAGGGUACUCGGUGUCCCUGCUGGGGUACGGCUUCUACGGGGACAUCAUCAGGGACAGCGAGAAGAAACGGUGGAUGGGCCAUGCCAGAUACGACUUUUCAGGUUUCAAGACCUUCCUCUCACAUCACUGCUAUGAGGGGACUGUGUCUUUCCUGCCAGCACGUCAUACCGUGGGGUCUCCGAGGGAUGAGAAGCCCUGCCAGGCUGGAUGCUUUGUUUGCAGGCAAAGCAAACAACAGCUGGAGGAAGAACAGAAGAAGUCUUUAUAUGGCCUGGAGAAUGCUGAAGAAGUGGAGGAGUGGAAGGUGAUCUGUGGGAAGUUCCUGGCUAUCAAUGCCACCAACAUGUCCUGUGCUUGUCCCCGGAGCCCCAGGGGACUGUCCCCAGCUGCCCACUUGGGAGACGGGUCUUCUGACCUCAUCCUCAUCCGUAAAUGCUCCCGGCUCAACUUCCUGCGCUUUCUUGUCAGGCACACCAACCAGCACGACCAGUUUGACUUCACUUUUGUUGAAGUUUACCGAGUGAAGAGAUUCCAGUUCACAUCGAAGCCUCUGGAGGAGGAAGACAGCGACUUGCAGGAGAGGGGCAAGAAGCGCUUUGGGCAGAUCUGCAGUGACCACCCCCCAUGCUGCUGCCCUGUCACCCACAGCUCCUGGAACUGUGACGGGGAGGUUCUGAACAGUGCUGCUCUGGAAGUCAGGGUCCACUGCCAGCUGGUCCAACUCUUUGCUCGCGGAAUUGAAGAGACUGAGUAACACAGCUGAGACGCUGCCGCCACCACCGCCUUCCCGCCUUCCCGCCUCCCUGCUGUGCCUGGGACCCGUGAGCCUUCUCCCAGACGUGACUACAGACCAAUCAUGUUGACAUAGACAUUUCCAUUUAGAACUUUAUUUUUGAUAGUUAGAACUAGGUUUUAGAGAAAGAAACAAAACGAAAACCUGUUUGUCAGCAAUUCUGUGAACAUAUCUGGCAUUUCCAGAUCCAGGUGGAAUCUUAAGGUUUCAGGUCACAGGACUUAUUCUCAGCAAAUGGCACUUGAGAUUUGGGGGGUGCUGCCUUCUUAGGUUUUAACAACCCCCCACAGCAUAGAUUCUAAAACAGCUGUUUAUCGGCUCUCAUGGCAAUAAUUUUAGGAACACAGUGAGGACUUUCCCAUCCAGGUCCCAGUACCUGCCGGGUCACUCUGAUCCACUUUGCAAGGCGACUUAGUCCUGUGGUUGUUUUGUGACUGAGUUUUGGAAGGUAACUCAUCCUCUCUGCCUUCACUUGCCCAACCUCAUCGUCAUUUGUGACCAGGGCAUUACUGCUUGGCCCUCCUUGUACCUGCAACCACCAUGCAGCCUCUCCUGCUUCAAGUGAUACUGCAGAGUUAGACCAUUUUAGUGAGUGAGAAGACACCCAGAUAAUAAUUGUUUGCCAUCCAAAUCUGAAUUCUUGCUUUCAUCAUAGAAGCUCUAAGACAAUUCAUAAAGACAUCCGGAGCUCGAGCGCUGGCAGUGAGUAGCAUACAAAGCAUUAGCAAGAGUUGAUGCUCUCGAAUGCUAGAAUUUCAUAGUAUAGAUGCUUUCUAAAGCCAAUGCCAAGUGGGUAGCAUCACUGGGCUUCAGGAGGGACAGGGAGAGACUGGCAUACCCUUGAUAAAGCCUGCUUUGUGAAUCUCGGGGUAACUUAGGGGAGAGGAGGGCCAGGGGAUCACUUUGGUGCAGGCCCUGAGUCUAUACUCAUGGUCCAGAUGUGUUCUUUUCAUCACACUUCUUUUUAUAUAUUUAUUUGAGUUUUGUCCUUUUGAACCAGAACCGUAUAUGUGAUGUCUUCACUGUUUGCAUUUGGUGUGUUUCAGUACUGGGGCUGCACACCCAGAACCUCCCUGCAGACAUUCCUCCCACCCCUGGAGUCCUCAGUGACUCCUGCCUAGGUUUUCUUUGUCCCACGGGCAGGUGUGACAAGAUGGUCUAGGAGAGCUUCAUGUCAAGAAAUAGAUGCAGCUUAGAUUUUGAUUUGCAAAGAGAAGGAAGCUUGACUGUUACAAGAACAGACUGUAUAAUGUCACGUGUUCAGAGUGGAUUUUACUCUGUGUAGGACCCAUGAGUCACCGUAGCAUUUAACAGAUCCUCCUCUAUUUUUAGAGUUCAUUUGCAGCGAUUUCUAUUUUGACGGCGGACCCAUGAAAUUUCUUAUUUCAUUGUUCGGUCAGACACAGGGCAGCUCGAACAGUAGUUCUUAAUCAAACAUGUGAUUUCGGUCAUUGUACGAGGCACACAGUUCAACGACUGGUGGCUAGAGGAGUCUGGGUAGACAGUAAGCACGCUGGCUGCCAAGUUUCUAAUGUGGACCACCUGGUUGGGAAGAGACCAAAAAGGUGAUGCUGGCAGCUGUGUGAGGGAAUGGUGGUGACACCCUCAGACUUCAGGGGAGAGAGAGGAACCCAGAGUGGCUCCACUAGCAGGACCCUGGGGUAGUAGCAUACUGCGUGAGGUUCCUCAGAAACAGGCUUCAGUCCUCCCCAUCCCUGGUGAAUGUUUCCGUUAGAUGACUAGGUCUGCCUUGCAGUCCACCACCAGCUUCAGAAAGCCAGGCCCCCAGACAGCACUGUGUGUUCAGCAAGAGCCCAGCCAGGGCUGCGGGGACGGGCAUACUUACCUCAAGAGGACUGCGGGACCCUGUGCCCACCCAGCACGCAAGUACCCAGCAGACAUUCCUACAUGAGGGCCUGCUCUCCCUUGCAGAUGGUGGAGGGAGCAACUAGAGCACUUUACUUUGGGGCUUAAAAUUUUAAAAAAUCUUGGAAAAAAAAUUUUUUUUGGAAGGGUUGGUUUGUUUUAAUUACCUUUGUGGUUUGUUGGUGUAAGGCCACUAGGGGGCAGCCAUGCGCCGCACCCAGCUUGUUCUGCUGACUGGGUGCUGGGCCUCUGCUCCAUGGGCUGGUUCCGUUUAGUUCCUCACUGCCAUCAUCUUGCUUAACUGGGAAGUCCGGGUGGAGAAGGUGACUUCAUUUCUGUCCUAAUCUUGCUGGUUUCAAGAUUAGAUCUGUGAUGUUUGAAAAGACUAAAAUAAAGUUACUUCAGGCAA